This is a messenger RNA of Lytechinus pictus (painted urchin), 1159 nucleotides long. RefSeq lists its product as uncharacterized. The coding region runs from base 17 to 931 and encodes 304 amino acids. The record is from RefSeq and is a predicted model, not a curated record. The transcript has 6 exons. NCBI's taxonomy places the organism in Eukaryota, Metazoa, Echinodermata, Echinoidea, Temnopleuroida, Toxopneustidae.
UUCAGCUUAAAACAAAAUGGCUGUGGUAUACCAGCCCAACUCCGUUGCACUGCAACAGACUGGCCCUCAACCUCCAAUCCAGGUUGUGGCCAACCAACCUGCAAUGAUGGUCCUUCAAAGUCCCAACACCGGUAGAUCAGAACGAUACAAUGCAAAGAGUGCCCGCGUCACCGGGUGGAUUCAGCUGAGUUGUGCCAUAGCUGCUUUCGCGAUCAAUGUUGUAGAGCUGCUCCUCGGAUCCACUGUUAGUAUUGUCGGUACGGGCAUUUGGGCUGGACUGUUGUUUUUCCUUCCAACUGGAAUUCUAGGUAUAGUCUCCAAGAACAAGAGUACGUGUAUGAUCAUUGCAUACAUGGUGAUGUCUAUAAUAUCUGCCGUAGUUGGGUUCGUUGUAUUUUGCAUGGGCAUUACUGCAGCAUCAGUGAGUGGCUAUCAGACAUGUAGCUUCAUCGGGAUAUGGAAUUGCGGAUACGAUGUCCAGCGAGCCCGAAUUGCCUUCGAUGUUUUCCUUGUGUUCACAGGAUUAGUUGAGCUUGUUGUUGCGAUUGUUGCAGCUUGUUAUUGCUGUGCUGGAGUGUGUUGUGGACGAACUAAUAACACAAGUACCAUGGUCUACCAACAUUCAAAUAAUGUUACACCGGUAGUCAUGAUGGUUCCCGCGCAUGCUCAACCAGCUGGGCAACCGAUGGGGUAUCCCAAUCCCCCUCCAGCCAAUCAACCACAUCCUUACAUGGCCCAAGGAGGACCCCACCAAGGACCAGCACCUCAACUAGGACCAGGACCCCAACCAGGCCCUGAACCCCAACCAUUUCUUGGACCCCAACAAGGCCCAGGACCUCAACCAAAUUACAACAUGGGAGCACCUUCGCCCCCUCCCCACUACCACGCGAUAGACCCUGUUAAUCCACCAGCUCAGCCUAUGAAGAUGUAAAUGAACUGUGACUUGAGAAGAUGGGACCUGGGGAGUGUUUCAUGAAAGGACUUGUCGGACAUUUUAUCCGACAAGUCCCAUUUUAUCCGACAGUUACUAUAGUAAUAGUGCCUUUCAGCCAAUCAGAAUCAAGGAAAGAUGUCAGAUCUGACAACUUGUCGGACAAAAAUGUUGAUGAAACGCUCCCCUGGUUCAUUUUAAUUUUAGGCCUGCAUGUAUGUGUCUAGA